AUGUUUGACACGCUUCUCCGCAGCGUCGUCCAGGCCACGCCGGCUGACGACAGCGGCACGUCUCUCGCGGAGAUCGACAAGGCGGCAGAUCGCGCGCUGCGGCAGCGUUUGCAGCUGAGUCGGCAAGGCGCGCCGCGGUCGCCCGACGCUGCCGCGGGCCGGGGCGCGCGGGGGGACGCGCCCGCCUCCCAGGAUGCGGCGGGGGAAGAGGCCCCGUCGUCCCCGGUGGCGGCGAAGGCCGCCACGCGGCGCUUCGAGAUUGCCGCCGAGGGCGCGGAGAACGCAGAGGGCGACGCGCGGCUCCGCGGCCGGCGGCAGGGGAUCGUGGAGGCCUCACCCCACGACUCCUCGCAUGAGGGUUCGCCUGGGGGGCAGUCGGCGGUCGGCCGGGGCAUGCUUCGGCGCGACCUGGGCCGGUCGAUAGACGAUCACGAGGAGGAGCGCAGGAGACAGGAAGAAGAGCUUGAAGUGCUGCGAACGACGGUGCCGCAGCUCAUCGGGAAGCAUCAGUACAGCGACGCCGAGGCGCUGCUGCACUUUUACCUUGACAGCUUCCCGCGCUUCGCGGACUUGUAUGUCCUCGCGGCGGAGGUGUAUGUCCAGCAGAAGAAAUACGACCAAGCGAUAGAAAUGUAUUGGGGCGCGCUGUUUUGCUCGCCCGACGACCGCACAGUGGUCAGGUCGCUGCGGGCCGUGGAGGAGCUGCGCCUCGCGCAGGUGACACGCAUUCCGCACGUCUACAAGGCUGCGCUCUUCGACUCAGGGGGCUUGGCGUACUUCAACUGCGCGGGCGCCGGCCGCGGCGCAGAAGCGAACUACUUUUCGCGGCUUCUCACGCCAUUCCUGCGCGGCAUGCGGGAGAGUGGCGCCGCAGGCCGCGGCGCGCAGGGCACGGGCGGCGGCGGGGGGCGCAACGACAGCAGCUCGAUGAACUUGCCGUUCAUCGUCGUGCGCCAGGAGAAGAAGGCCAUGUGCAUCGCGGAAGUGGCCUUCGAGCCGGGGCAGUUGGUCUGCCGGCAGCUGCCGUUCGUCAGCACCCCGGUGACGCUGGAGGGAAGCGGGAGUCACAUCUUCACAACGUGUUUCCAUUGUCUGCGCGAGCGGCGGGUCCCCGACCGCGGCUUCUCUUGCCCGAUCUCGCCGCACACCUGUCCCUUUGUCUUUUGCUCCUGGGAGUGUCUGAUGCGGAACAUCCGCGUGCACUCGCUCGAGUGUCAGCUCCUGCCCAUGAUCAUGGCGGCCGCGCGUGAGGCUGGGCUCGGCGUGACAGCGGUCUUCCACGUGUGUCGCGCGCUGCUUCGCGCGGGGCUCGAGCGCCAAGUCGUCCCUCCGCAGCAGGACACGCUCUUCCAGGUCGUGGGCGAGCUGCAGUCGUACAGCGACAGCGUCAAGUUUGGUCAGCCAGAGUUGUACCGGAAGCUGUCGACGCUGGCGCGGCGCAUCCAGAAGGAGUUCCCGCCCUCCUUCUACUGCUACCUGCAGCAGAAGGAGCUGAUCGACGUGAUGCUCAUCCUCAGCCAGUACUCUCCCUUCGUGCACAGCACGUCGCCCUCCUCCGCGGUCCAGCGCCGCGACCCCGACGCCAGCAUCGGCCUCGUCUUCUCACAAGUCCUCGCCAACUUCCAUCACAGCUGCGUGCCUACGUGCACUUACAGCCUCGACGAGGACGGAUACGUCUCCGUCCGCGCGCUCUGCCAUAUCCCGGUCGGCGGCCGCCUCUGCAUCUCCAUGGUUGAGGACCUAUUCACGCCAGCCGUCGCGCGCAAGGGCGUCGACGCGCUCCCGCGCGUCUUUGGCUGCGGCUGCGUGCGCUGCUCUGACCCCUCUGAGGGCGGCCGCAUGCUGCGCGGCGUCCGCUGCGUCGUCUGCCUGCGCGGCUACUGCUCGCCCUUUAAGUCCCGCGCGCUCCAGAAGCGCCUGCAGGCCUACGGAGUCGGCGGAGCCGAAGUCGCCCGCAGGAUCGGCGUCCUUGAAGACGCCGCCGGCUCCGGCGACGGCGGAGGCGGGGCGGGGGAUGGGGCGGAGGGCUCUGCGUCGCGCAACGGCAGUCUGUCGCGGAAGCAGAGCGGGGCUCGGCGCGGGCGCCGCGUGGAGGAAAUUUGGCAGUGCGGUCGGUGUGGGAAUUCCUCGGACUACCUCGCAGUCCACUGCGCGGCCCUCGAGGCCGAAGUUGCGCAGCUGGCAAAGAAGGCCGAGCGGCGACUGGUGCGGGGCGAGAAGCUGCCUGCGCAGAAGCUCUACGUGGACAUUAUUCGCCAGUUCAGCUCGCGCCUCCACCCGAACCACUUCCUUCUCUACAACGCGGAGGUGAUCGCGGCGGGGCUCCUCUCGCGGAAUCCGCGGCAGGACGUGCCCCAGGCGCUGGUCUACAUCCGGCGCGCGGUGAUUGCGGCCGAGGCCGUUCUGCCGAUCUGCCACCGCGAAAAGAUUCACCUCUAUAACAAGCUCGCGCAGAUCACCUUCGCGGCCUCGAUGGUCGACAAGCUGACGCGGCGCGGAGCCGGGCCCCCCAGCGGCCUCGUCCUGGAGCCCAUGUACGCGUCUCUCUGGAACGCGGCGGUGUGCUGCGGCCCGCGAAGCACCGUCGCCCUCACCGCCAUCCAGCAGCUGCGUACGUAUGCCGCGGCGCUCGAAGUCGCCACGCCGCCCGCCAUGAUCUCCGUCAAGGUCUCCACCUUUAGCGUCUUCCUCAGCUACUACAGGAAGGUCCUCGGGCGCCAGACAGACAGUGAAGAGGCGAUCCGCCGCGCCGUGGAGACCGACCCGUUCCAAUUGGCGGCAACCAUCGCGCGCCUCGGCCUCGACUGCCCUAUGUCGAUGGAAAUCCUCGCGGCCUUCAAUCAUGUCCAUCACCUCGCCUCCGGCCUCUCCAUCAUGGCCAUUGCCGCCUCGCAGUCCCGUCUGGGCCUCGUGCGCAAACUCCUCGACGUCGGCUUCGACUUUCUGCGGGGGAACGAGAUGGGGGUGACGCCACUGCUGGCGAUGGCGGCGAUGCCUCUGCCAGCAGGCGCGGUCCCAGCGCUGGGCUCUGCGGCCGCGGUCGAGAUGGAGAACCGCGCGGUAGCUGUGGAAGAGGAGGCGAAGGGAGGUGUUGACCUUUCGCAGCGGCGCCUGCAGCUGCGCUCUGCGGCGGCGGAUCGCGCUGACCGCGACCAGGCUGAGAUUGUGCGGCUCUUUCUGCGCGAGUGUGCGCGGCGCGACGAGAAGGACAGGUACAAGAAGUGGAAAGACAUGCUCAUGAAGGCCUGCACGCACCAGAUCCUCGGCAUGAACGGCCCGCUACACUUUGCCGCCGCGCGGGGGAAGCGCGAGCUCUGCCGGCAGCUGAUUCGCAGCGGAUGGAGCGUCAAGAGCAUGAACGGAGAAGGCGCGACGCCUUUGCAUCUCGCUUGCUACAGUGGAGACGUUCAGACUGUCGAGGAGCUCCUCGCGCCUCGCGUGGCGUGUCCCAACGUCACCGGUUACCGGGGGGGCGCCGAGAAGGCGAGUGCGGGCGAAUCCGAGGCGGAUCUGAAUGCGAAGACCGAGCGCGGAGAAACGCCGCUGAUGCUUGCCGCGUACGCGCUGCAGAGAGAUAUGGUACGACUGCUUCUGGAGCGAGGCGCGGACGCCAACGUCGUGGGACAGAGAGACCAAAUGACCGUCCUGCACGCGCUGGCCAUCGGCGUGUGCAGAAACUUCGAAGUCCAGUACGAGCCGCUGGACCUGCGGCAGACGCUGGAGGCGAACGUCGUCAUGGGGUUCAACCCGGGCACGCUCGCGGCGAAUAUCUACAACAAGAGCCCCGCGUACCUGCAGGUCACAGACUGCAUUGAUGACAGGAUUCCAGUGGUGUCGCGGCUGUCGCCGGAUCUCUUGAUCUUCCCUCAGGAGAUGUUGAAGAGGCUCAAAGCCGCCAACAGCAUCGGCGGGCUCCUGAUUCGGUACUGCGACCAGGAGGCGUAUGCGCGCCAGACCAAGAAGGGAUUCUCCGCGUCGGAGCUCCUCGCCCACCUCUGGGAGCGUUUUUUCCAAUUGCGCAACGUCGUCGUCACGCAGUCCGAGCUGCGGCUGGCGGCGCUGAGCUAUAGAGAGCGUCAAGACAUCGAAGCGGGGUGGAAAGCCGCCGGGCAGCUUGUGUUUAGGUUAGUUGAGCUCCUCCGCUCGGGCGGCGUGCGCGUGGAGGCGAUUCGCAGUGCCGGAGAAAUCACUCCGCGACGCCAGGACCUCGUGGAGCGCCGCCGCAAACAGCUCGAGCGAGACGCGCCUUGGGUGCUGAUGGAUGAAAUUCUCAAAAAGAAGAAAAAAGCCGAGCUGGCCGCCCCUGUCCUCAAGGGGGCGUCGCCUGCCCCAGACGCGAAGGCCGCCGCCGGCGCGCCUAAGGAAGAUCCGAAAAAGGCACUAGGGCCGCCAGGCCUCAAGGCCCCUGCGGCCGCGGAGGGGGCAGAAAAGAAGGAAGAAGGCGCGAAAGCGUCUCUACCCGCAAAGGGGCCGCCGCCUCCAGGGGGAGCGAAAGGCCCGCCGCCUCCAGGGGGAGCGAAAGGCCCGCCGCCUCCAGGGGGAGCGAAAGGCCCGCCGCCUCCAGGGGGAGCGAAAGGCCCGCCGCCUCCAGGGGGAGCGAAAGGCCCGCCGCCUCCAGGGGGAGCGAAAGCAAAAGGCCCGCCGUUGCCGGGGAAGAAAGGCCCUCCCAAGCUUCCCCCCAAGAAAUAA
Molecule: messenger RNA, 4689 nt
Organism: Besnoitia besnoiti
Lineage: Eukaryota; Apicomplexa; Conoidasida; Eucoccidiorida; Sarcocystidae
Product: putative histone lysine methyltransferase, SET
Exons: 3
Coding region: 1-4689 (1562 amino acids)
Molecular function (GO): protein binding
Source: RefSeq, a predicted model, not a curated record